Messenger RNA from Tarenaya hassleriana, 1170 nucleotides. RefSeq names its product protein EMSY-LIKE 3. The transcript is spliced from 10 exons. Gene Ontology annotation, cellular component: nucleus. Lineage: Eukaryota; Viridiplantae; Streptophyta; Magnoliopsida; Brassicales; Cleomaceae. Bases 1 to 1170 code for a protein of 389 amino acids. Gene Ontology annotation, biological process: defense response to fungus. The record is from RefSeq and is a predicted model, not a curated record.
AUGGCAGAGCGGGAAGAUCCUGCCCCUGAUCCUACACCCGAGUCGAGCCUCCCGUUCAAGAAGAGACCAGUUACUGGAGGAGAAGAAGAUCAUAAGAAGCGAAACAAAGAACGAAUGGAGAUCAUAAAGACCAGAAAAUUGAGAAUCAGGGAAAUGCAAGAUCAGGCUUACUUCAGCGUUCUUCGAGUCUUUGUGGCAGAAAGCGUAGAAAUUUCCGGUGCAAGGAUUACCAUACUGAAAGAUCUCAUGAGGGAGUUGAAAGUUACUUUCCAAAAAAAUAGAGAUUAUAGGAAGGCUAUAGGAAAAGAUAACGUGGUCCAACAACUAAGGACAUAUUCCUCGGAGGCGGAAGAGGAAGAGGAAGAGGACGAGGACGAGGACGAAGACGAGGACGAGGACGAGGACGAAGACGAGGAUGAGGACGAGGAAGAGGAGGAACCUCCUCGCCCAAAAGAGAAAUUGCCGCCUCUCCGUAUAAAACUGAAGAAACAAUUACCACAGACACCCGAAUCACAAGAAGAGCCCAAGACCUCUAGAGAUAAGCAUAAAGAAAAUGCAGUGACAUCCUCUGCUGGUGCUUCAUCUUCUGAACGCUGCAGCAGAAUUUCUCCUGAGUCUCUCGUCGGAAGAGUCAUUCAUAUAAGACUGCCCGGAGAUGAAGACUAUAUUCAGUUCACUAUUGCAGCAUACGACACAUAUCAGGGACAGUAUCAGCUACAGUCGGACACAGAUACAAUGGAAGACCCAUGUAGCUGGGUUGAUCUCAGAUGUAUUCCAGCUGAAGAUAUCCUAUGGGAAGGUGAAGAUCCGGGGAUUUCUGAAGAAGCGUGCGCUCUAGCACCAGGCCAAACCUUAUUGCGAGAAACCAGUACCACUACACGAGAAAGGUCUGAUGAUCACUGCUUCAAAAUACCACCUCUUCCAUCAAAGUAUACAGCCAGUAAGGAGCCACUCAAGGAGGUGAGUAAAGUUACCAGCAAAGCUCCAACUGAACUCGAGAAGGGAAAGGAAACCCUGAAGGGCGACGAAGAUAUACAUAAGGAUGCCAUAGAAAAGAUAGCCGAUUCAUCUCCCAAGGACAAAGGUGGGGAGCAGACAGAGCCGCACAGGGAUACAGCAGUGGCUGGAAAACCAGACCAAAGUGAAGGAGACUUGAGUAACAACAGUUGA